UGCCAUAUUGAAACACCCCCAUCAUUCGAGAAUAGCCUCCAUUCAACUAAAUCCUCGACAUAUUCUAGAUAAUGAUUGCUAUUGUCUGUGAGCGGGGCUAUGAGCCUGCAAGCACCCGAUCGCGGCCCCGCAGCUGCCCGAUCUCUUCGGGUGGCUUUUCACCGACUUUCGUCACUGCCAAGUCCGCCAUGCACCUGGGAGCAUUAAACCAACCUCCUUCAAUCGUUAAUAAGUCAGCCAUAUCGCCUAUCCCAGAGUUGGGUGAUAACUUGCUCUCGUUCUACCUCAAGGUGGAUAUAUUAAAUUGAAAGUGAUGCCCGUGUCGUGAUGCGGUUUAUAUCCUUCUCGGCACUCCAAGUGCUACUGUACGGCGGCGUAGCCACAUCCGAAUAUGCACAGUCUCCCCUAGUCUAUCCCUCGCCUACCGGGAAGGGUGCUGGUACAGCAUGGGCCGGCGCCUAUGCUCGUGCUAGAGACCUCGUCAGUCAAAUGACACUGGAAGAGAGAGCUAAUAUUACUCGCGGCUUCGCUGUCCCGGACAAUACCUGCGCUGGGAACACAGGAACCGUGCCCAGACUGAAUUGGCCUGGUCUUUGCCUUCACGAUGCGGGUAACGGGGUGAGAGCGACGGAUCUAGUUACCUCCUUCCCAUCAGCUCUUCACGUGGGUGCUUCUUGGGACAGAAACCUGACUUACCAAAGAGGACUUUAUAUGGGUAAAGAGUUCAAGGCAAAAGGAGUCAAUGUGUUGCUGGGACCUAACGCUGGACCUCUUGGACGAACACCUCUUGGGGGCAGGAAUUGGGAAGGCUUUUCGGUCGACCCCUAUCUUUCUGGGCAGCUUGUUUCUGAGUCCAUUAUAGCUCACCAAGAGGCUGGGGUCAUCGCUACCUUAAAGCACCUUAUUGGCAAUGAGCAAGAGACGUUCAGGCGCCCCUACUUCGGAGUAGAGGCUGAAUCUUCUAACAUUGAUGAUAAAACGCUUCAUGAGUUCUAUCUUUGGCCUUUUGUGGAUGGUGUAAAGGCCGGGACUGCUUCGGUUAUGUGCUCAUAUAACAGAAUCAAUAACACUUACGGCUGUAUGAAUAGCAAGCUGAUGAACGGAAUACUGAAGACGGAGCUACAGUUCGACGGUUUCGUAGUACUUGAUUGGAACGCCCAGCACAAUGUGAACAGUUCUAAUGCUGGCUUGGAUAUGGUAAUGCCGUCAGGGGGCUCCUUCGGUACCAACCUCACCGAUGCCGUGAGCAAUGGGACUGUUGAUGCAUCCAGAGUCACAGAUAUGGCAACCAGGAUCAUUGCUGCAUGGUAUCUUGUCGGCCAAGACAAUUUCCCGAUACCAGGGAAAGGAAUGAAGAAUCUCACGCAACCUCAUGAUCCAGUGGAUGCCCGUAUUCCGGAGUCCAGAGACAUCGUUUUGGAAGGAGCAAUUGCUGGACAUGUUCUAGUGAAAAACAACGACGCACUACCUUUCAAGAAAAGCCCUGUAAUGCUUUCUGUGUUUGGCUAUGAUGCCACUGUACCUGCAACCAAAAAUACCGAUAUCCUUUUCCAGCUCGGUUACACUUCUUCACAAGAAAUGGGCCAAGCGGUAUUAGGCACCGAGGAACACUUCGACCAGGCAGCAAAAGGUGGAACUAUUGUUACAGGUGGGAGGGCUGGCGCCAACGGCCCGGCAUAUAUCACUGAUCCGUUGAGCUCCAUUCAACAUCGUGCUCGUCAAGAUGGUACCUGGGUAAACUGGGACCUUACAUCUUUCGACCCAGACGUGAACGGUGCUUCAGAUGCUUGUCUAGUCUUCAUAAACGCCAUUGCCACGGAAGGGUGGGAUCGGGACGGUCUGCACGAUGAUUUCAGUGACGGGCUCGUCCAAAAUGUCGCAGCCAAGUGUUCAAAUACAAUUGUGGUCAUCCAUGCAGCUGGUGUCAGGCUUGUUGACCAAUGGAUUGAACAUCCCAACGUCACCGCAACUAUCAUGGCGCAUCUUCCUGGCGAAGAAAGCGGUGAGGCCCUAGUUAAACUCCUUUAUGGGGAGGCCGGAUUCUCGGGGAAACUUCCAUACACUUUAGCUCGCAACGAGAGCGAUUACUCGGUGUAUAAGCCUUGUGGACUUGUCUCGCCGAACGAUACAAGCCCCCAGUGUGAUUAUACGGAGGGCAUAUACGUUGAUUACCGAGACUUCGACGCGAAGAAUAUCACGCCACGCUUUGAAUUCGGGUUUGGGCUAAGUUAUACCAUGUUUGAAUAUUCGUCACUUUCUAUCAAUCCCCUCCCAGGACUGUCAAAUUGCGUGGGCAAGAAAUAUCCGUUCCCGACGAGCGACGAUGUAUGGGAGGUUGUGGCCAUGGUAGAGGCAGAGAUCACCAACACAGGGUCAGACUCAGGGGCUGAGGUUGCGCAGCUGUAUCUCGGUAUACCGAAUAGUGCGCCUAAGCAACUGCGUGGUUUUAACAAGACAUCGCUACUAUUACCGAAUGAGACGCAAAUUGUGCGUUUCGAGCUGACACGGCGAGAUUUCAGCGUGUGGGAUGUCGUUGCGCAGGCGUGGACUAUUCAGGCGGGGAAUUACACCGUAUGGUUGGGCGCAAGCAGCCGAGAUAUUCGGUUAACGGGCAAUAUCGAGGUUUAGAAACCCUCGUAUUAUGCUGCGAUUGCGCAGAUCAUGCUGGGUUCACAUUAUUACGAGGCCUCUGCUUGAGCUCCAGACAAGGAGUAAGAUAAGCGCUGAUGACAACAAUGACGAUAGCAUGAUGUUAUUUUAGGGCCAAUUGAGAUGAGCAUGCCGUGUGUCUGCCGUGUGUCAAGCCUACUUAGAUAUGAAUAGUCUAGUUUAUAGAGCGCACAUCUCUUCCUCAUGUAAAGCUCAAAUACUGUAGGGCUAGAGUACCAAGUGAACGGGCUGGAUUGCACAUUUCCCCCACUCAUGCAACUGUCUUACACGGGGCGAUCCGUC
Xylaria bambusicola is the source of this 2952-nucleotide messenger RNA. RefSeq names its product glycoside hydrolase family 3 protein. Gene Ontology annotation, biological process: glucan catabolic process. The record is from RefSeq and is a predicted model, not a curated record. The transcript has 6 exons. Gene Ontology annotation, molecular function: beta-glucosidase activity. Bases 328 to 2628 code for a protein of 766 amino acids. NCBI's taxonomy places the organism in Eukaryota, Fungi, Ascomycota, Sordariomycetes, Xylariales, Xylariaceae.